This is a messenger RNA of Caenorhabditis remanei, 2844 nucleotides long. RefSeq lists its product as uncharacterized. Lineage: Eukaryota; Metazoa; Nematoda; Chromadorea; Rhabditida; Rhabditidae. Gene Ontology annotation, cellular component: nucleus. The record is from RefSeq and is a predicted model, not a curated record. The coding region runs from base 1 to 2844 and encodes 947 amino acids. The transcript is spliced from 7 exons.
AUGAAGCUGAAAAAACGUCCGAUGAAGUUGUCGGCGAAAAAGCCAAUGGAGAAGCUGGGAAAAGCUCAAAAGUUGAAACAAAAGGAAACUGAUUUAGCAAAUGCUGAAAAAGUAAUGGCUCAAUUCGAAAGUGGUGCGGUAGACACUAAAAAGAAGAAACAAAACGGUGCUGCUAAAUCCAACGGGCACGCUGCCCCAACCACAGUUUCCAAACCAGAGAACACAAAUCAGAAGCGCCAGUUGAAGAAGAUUCUCGGACAAGAUGGUUUAUUGGUGAAACAUCAAGAGGGAGCGAAAUGGUAUUCUUACCAAAUCGAUCAUGUUCAUGAUGAGAAAACUGAGAAAAUGAGUGCGUCGGAGGUUCAGAAGUUGCUCGAAGAAGGAAAAGAUGCGUUGGCACAAGACGCCGCACUCCUUCAAACAAAAGACAAACAAGAGAACGGAUCGGAAGCAUCGUGGCUUUAUUCAGUGAUCUCAAAAGGAACAGCAGCCGAUAAAAGAACUGCUAUGCAACUUCAAAUGCAUAAGUCUCCAGUGCAUUCUUUGGAAUACGUUGAAAAACUUAUUGCGUCUUGCAAGAAACAAGGAACAAGAGAUGUUGUCGAUAUCAUUCCAAUUCUCGAAGACGUCUUCAUCAACCACUGCCUCCCAGAAAACCGAAAAUUGAUUCCAUUCUCGAAGCGUGCGCUCAAAGAACUCACUGCACUCUCUUCUGGAAAUCAACGCUCUCGCCGGAAGAUUCUUCUGAUGUGGGCUUUCGAGCAUGAGCUCAAGAUUCUGUAUCAACAGUUCAUUGAAACGCUUGUCGAGAUUAUCAAGAGACCAUUAGAAGAAGUCAUUAAAAGAUCUUUGAAAACUUUGGCUAACUGCUUAAUGGGAAGACCUGAGUCUGAAAAUCUGAUUCUCUCGUCACUUGUCAACGCUUUCGGUCAUCCCAACUACAAAAUCGGAGCUUUCGUUGUAAACCUUCUCGAGGGAAUUUCUAGAAAACAUCCAGCAAUGAGACUCGUUAUGGUUGAAGAAAUUGAGAGACUAGCAUUCAGAAAGAACGUUAACGAACGUGCUCAUCUCUACUCGAUGACAUUCCUUACCCAAAUGAAGUUCUCGAAGAAAGAUUCUGAUCUCUGCUGUCGUCUCAUGUCAAUUUAUCUUUCUCUUUUUAAGACAAUUGUAGGAAAGAAAAUCACUGAUAAUCGUCUCCUUCCAAUCAUUCUUGCUGGUGCUAACAGAGCAUUCCCAUUUGCAAAAGAUGCCGAUAAACUUCUCGAAGAUGUCAAAGAUGUCUAUUUUCUCGCCCACAACUCCAAUUAUAGAACUGCGAUUCCUGCUUUGAAACUGUUGUUCCAGUUUCAUAAAAUGAAUGAUUAUGUGUCGGAUCGUUUCUACAAUGCUCUUUAUCGCAAACUUCUCGAUAACUGUCCAGCCGGAGCGUAUGCCCAGCUACUCAAACUGAUGUUCGAUACGAUGAAAGAAGAUUCGUCGGCUCAGAGAAUUCGAACAUUCGUGAAACGUCUUCUUCAAGGCGCUGUCAAUUCUCAACCAGAUUUCACUGCCAGUAUUCUUAUUCUCAUUUCACGUCUUCAAAAACUACGAGGUCCUACGGAGAAGAUUAUUGUUAUCACAAAAGAUAUUGAUCCAGCUGCACGUGUUGUUGAACAAAUGCAAAAUGACGACGACGAUGAAGAGCGUUAUGUGGAUCUCGAUGUUGAGGGAAAUGAAAUUGCCAGAGAUGGAGUGAAGAAAGAAGAUGAGCCAUCAGAAGAUAUCGUAGUAGAUGAUGAUGAUAGUGAAGACAAAAAGAAGGUUCAGGCAGGUCAACUCGGAGCCUCGUCGACUGGUGGAUGGGUUCAUAGAAAUAUUGGUGCUCGUGGAGCCAAAUCUCCGUAUGAUUCAGUAGCUCGUAAUCCACUCUUUGUUGAUGCAUCUCAUGUUGCUGACAGUGAACUUCUACUGCUUUCAAAUCACUAUCAUCCGUCAGUUGCCGUGUUUGCUAAGGCUUUGAUGGAGGGAAGAGAAAUCAAUUAUGGAGGAGAGGCGCUCAACGAUUUCACUCUUAUGGCAAUUCUUGAUAGAUUCGCUUUCCGUAAUCCGAAAGAUGUCACUAAGACAACCGGAAGUCGAAUUGUUCGAAAGAAGUCUCAUGAUCCAUGGGGAGUUAGAAAGUUGGCUGUCGGUUCUAAUGAAUACACUCGGAAACGUCGUGAGGAGAUCCCUGCGGACGAACGGUUCCUUCAUCGUUACACUUCUAGUUUGAACAAGGAGAAAAAUGUGAAGAAGGAGUCAGGAGAAGAUGAGUGGGAAUACGCCGAUUCUGUUAACUCUGAAGAAUUCGAUCAACUGCUGGAGAGAUUCGAACCGGGAGAGCUCAACGAAGAGUUUGAUAUCGAUUACAGUAAGGAGUUCGGAGCUGAGAAGAGCAAAAGAAACAAGAAGAAGGCAGCUGAAGAGGAAGACGUGGAUAUGGAUGAAGACGAUGAUUUGGAUUUGAAUGAUUUGAACGAAGAAGAAGAUGGAGGAAUGGAAGAUGAUGACGAUGGCGGCGAUACUGAAGACGACGAUGAUGAUGAGGUGGAAGACGAUGACGAGGAAGAAGAUGAGGACGACGACGAUGACGAUGAAGAAGGCGGUUUCGGAGGGAAGAGCUCUGCCAACAUUUUUGGAGAAGACGAUGGAUCAAGUGAUGAAGAAAUGGGAGCCAAUGAUUAUGAAAUGGCUGGUGAUAAAUUCGCGGAGAUGCUCGAAGCUCUCGAAGAAGAGGAGGAGAAGAACGGAAAGAAGGGUGGAAUCAAGAGAAGAGGUGGUGGAUUCAAGCGAGGCGGUGCGAAAAAGUUCAGAAAACAUUGA